CGAUUAGACUGCAUCUUCUCAGCGGAAGGUUAACAACAGUGGUCAUACUUCGUUUCUCGUCAACAUCUUCAAAUAAUGGAUGGAAACGGGAGAAAAUAGGCCACACGUUCGUAUUUUGCAUUGAAUCGAUUGUCUACAUGGAUUUCAUAACUAACCUAGUUAGCUAACUACUUUGGGCAAGAUAGGGUUUUAGUGUAGCUUGAGCCUACCUAGGUCGAGCACACGACUAGCUGGCUAAAAGCGCGAGCCGUUUUCUGCGUAUAACAGGUGCAUCUCUCGCUCGAGCACUGUUGUCUGCUUGGAAUAAUUUCCAAAUCCUUUAUUACACAUCAUUUAUUACAUAUUUGCUACCAAAACAAUCCGUUCAUGUUCGGAAAUGCAUUUUCACUGAUAAAAGGUUGCGUUGCGAUUGACGUUUUGCAAGUGUUUAGCUAGCUAACGUUAUAAUGUUGAAGUCUAAAAAGGAAGCUAGCUAGUUAGCAAUGUCUAGCUUGCGAWUUGUCCACGCGAAUCGGGGSAAGCAGGGCCCACCUUUGUAAUAACAGAUUCUUUUUAUUUUGGUGUAUCUGGACUAUUUCKAGAAUUCAAUGUUAAAUAAUUUAUUCUACUAACAUGACCUAAUUUAGUAGCUAUGUUAGCUGUUUGCCAGUUCUGUGAAUAUAGGGUUAUUGCUAGCUUUAUGAAUAUGAACUUAUUUAAGYAACGUUAGCUACUUCUUUUUAGCGCGCAUAUUUUGCAUACUGGGGGCCUUUAUUUAUUUGACCUAGACUCGUUUAGCUAGCUAGAUAUUUAAUUUAGCUACAUUGUCUCACCCUACAGCUAAUCGUUUGGCUUUCAGACCUGGGAUGUAUUCAUUACGGUAAUUCUGUUGCCAAACGCUUCAUAAACGGAAGYAAAUGGAACGAAACGGGGAGGGACUUGCCCUAAUUUGUCCAGUAGAAUCUCUCGUUUUAGUUGAACGUUUUUCAACCGUUUGGAUUCAUGCUUACACCCCUGAUCGGCUCAAGUAACUAGCUAAAUCAGUUGAGUUCUCUCUAACUCUGUUUUAUUGGCUAUAUUGUCUUACAAUUUGAAUCGCAUGACACUGCUGCUUGGAUUUUAUUUUCACCCCUUUUAAGGUAGCUUACAUACCCCCUAUGUCAAGGUCAACAUUGAUAAGCCUACUUACUACUAGCUAGCUAAAUUACUUGCGCUACUCUGCAACUUGCAGCUAGUUGUUCAAUGGUUGGGGUCUGACUGGUUAACUUCUUAGAGAGGGAUUUGGAACAUCCAGUCAUCUGAGAUUGCAAGGAACUGUAUGGAGCAGACACGGUCUAUAUGGGGAUGAACAGAGCUAUACUAUUCUGACUGCAAAUAUACAUKGCUGACUAACAUGGCUGACUAACUACCUGCCACGGACUCUUCAUGGAUAAUAGAGGAAAACAACAAAGGAAACACAAAAUAAAACCUCAUUAAUUAUCAACAAAGACAUUAAACAUCCAGAAAUAACAACCCACCAUCGUUCCAUCACUUUGAMUUCCAGUACAUGUGGCCUGAAAUAGUCCUAAGAGAGGAGGUGGGGAACACAUAGGCCUACCACWAUGCACUGUAAACAGAGAGGCUGGGACUGUGGAGGUGUAGGAAGAACCAGGCCUCCRGGCAGAACUAUCCCCCUGGUGCUGGGUGUCCUGGUGGCUCUGGUCCAGGGCACUGUACCUGGGAGACCGGAAGUGGAGGGCCUGGGGGAGAUGGUGUUGGUGGACCUGGAAGCCUCCAUGCACUCSUCUGUCCUCUCCGACUUGAAUGCUGCAGCCUCUGUCACAGAGGGACCUUCCAUGGGUAUCCCAGAAUCCCUGGCUGUGGUCAAAGAGGUGGCCCCCGUAGGCAUCCCAGACUCUUCAGCGGUGGUGGGCCAAGGGUUCCAGUUGAGGAUUCCACCCAGGUUGACGAAUGGCAGUUGUAAUGUUCAGUUAACUGAGGUGGGAAAGGACAGCUUACCCUCCUGGCUGCACUGGGACACUGGGAGCUGCAUCCUACAAGGCCUAGCCCUGGAGCAGGACAAAGGUGUCCACCAUAUCUCACACUCUGAGAUAAACAGUGGCCAUGGUCUGGAGGCCUUCUCUAUUGAGGUGCACCUAGAAGAGCGAGCCGACACUGAGCCGGCCCUGUUGGCCCUCCAGGCUGAGAGCAACAACCUCCAGUCCUUCAUCUGYGGCAACGAGGAGCCCGUCACUGUCCUCACCAUCAUCUUGGAUGCUGACCUCACCAAGAUGGACGCCCAGCAGAGGGUAGGCCUGCUGGCCAGCAUGAAGAAGUUUUCCGGUGUCCCUCUGGAGCACAUGAAGGUGGUCCCCGUCGUCAACAACCGCCUGUUCGACAUGUCCGCCUUCAUGGCCGGGCCUGGAAAUGCCAAAAAGGUGGUGGAGAAUGGGGCCCUGUUGUCGUGGAAGCUUGGCUGUGCCCUUGACCAGUCYAACAUUCCGAAUAUCAACAGCGUCCAAUCACCUGCCAAAGACGGGUCCAUGUCGUCCAAGUUAGGCUACCCAGUGGUGGGCUGGCACAUCGUCAACAAGAAGCCCCACUUGGGGAAACGGGUCAGGAGGCAGCUGGGAAACACCCCCACUCCUGUGCCCUCCCUUCUCCCCCCAACCACUCAUCCCGAGCCCCCUACUCGUAUCAUUCCUACCCCCACAUCCCCUUCCAUCUCCUUAGCCACUGACAGCUCUGUCCCCCCUGUCCGUGGCCCCUUGCCCUUGCCGGUGAAGCCCACUAUCAGGCUAAGAGAUCAGAUAGCCCACACUCCUACUAUUGGGGUUCCUCAGCCCACUAGGAUCCUGGGCACCACCAGCACCAUCCUUAUACAGCCUACUAUGACCCAGCCUGCUAUUCCAGAGGCUACUGCUCUGCCCACCCCACCAAGCACCACUAGAAGGCCCAAGACUUCCACCACCAAGAAAACCAAGAAGCCCAAGAUYUCCACUCCAGCGCCUAAGGAACYUACAACCACGACUAAGCCAMCCAGACGCACCACCCAUCUGUCUCCGGUUCCUGACUACAACAACGAGAAGCCCCAGCUACGCAAUCCCAUCGACGAGGUGAAYGCCUGGGUUGGGACCUACUUUGAGGUGAAGAUUCCUCCAGAUACCUUCUUCGACAAAGAGGACGGCACCACAGACAAGCUGCGUCUGACUCUGAGGAAGAACCACAACGAGGCGGUGAGCGAGACCUCCUGGAUCCAGUUCAACAGCACCAUCCAGCUCCUUUACGGUCUCCCAGAGAAAGAACACAUGGGCAAACAUGAGUACUUCAUGCUGGCCACCGACAAGGCAGGCAUGAGCACCAUAGACGCCUUUGAGGUCCAUGUCAACCGUUUGUCAGUCAACGACAAACCCUCUGUCGUUUUUGCUGCCCGUUUCUACGGCGAACCCAAUACACUGACCAACGACGUCCACAAGAAGAUCCUCCUUACUAAGAAGUUGGCGUAUGCACUGGGUGACCGGAACACCAGCACAUUGACCCUGCGGAGCAUCACUAAGGGCUCCAUUGUGGUGGAGUGGACCAACAACAGCCUCCAGCAGAGCCCCUGUCCCAAGGACCAGAUCACUGUCCUCAGCAGAAAGAUCUCAGACCCCCAGGGCAGGCCAACUCUGGCCUUCUCCAAUGCCAUGGAGCCAGACUUCAAACCCAUCAAUAUCUCCGUUCGCGGCACCAACAAGUGCCAUACCUACACGUUUGUGCCCCCAGGAGAGGUGAUUAUCCCUGUUCCCCCUCCAGCCACUCCUUCSCCUGGCACGGGUCGUAGCACCAGUGACGAUGUCUACCUGCACACGGUUAUCCCGGCUGUGGUGGUGGCGGCACUACUGCUGAUCGCCGGCGUCAUCGCAAUGGUCUGCUACCGCAAGAAGCGCAAGGGCAAGAUGAGCAUUGAGGAGCAGGCCACCUUUAUCAAGAAAGGGGUGCCCAUUAUCUUUGCAGAUGAGCUAGACGACUCCAAGUCCCCCCCGUCCUCUAGUAUUCCCCUAAUCCUGCAGGAGGAGAAGCCGCCACUGCCCCCUCCGGAGUACCCCAAYAUGGCUGGCCCUCACAGUACCCUGCUUAACCAGGAUCUCCUGGAGUACUCCAUCUACCAGGAUGAGGACCCCAAUGCACCCCCCUAUCAGCCCCCUCCACCCUUCACUGUCCCCAUUGAGGGGAAAGGGUCCCGCCCCAAGAACAUGACAUCAUACAGGUCGCCACCUCCCUACGUUCCUCCGUAACGCUCUCAAAAGCCUGGGCUUUGGGAUGGAUGAGAGCAGUUGUUUGUAUGAAAACAAUUUACGUAGGGAUUUUACACACGUACUGCAGAUUAAGAUGGCUUCGACAUGGACGGAGUAGGCGACCACACCUGUAUAAGUCUACUACUGGCACAGAAAAA
This is a messenger RNA of Salvelinus sp. IW2-2015, 4393 nucleotides long. RefSeq names its product dystroglycan 1. Gene Ontology annotation, biological process: muscle attachment; morphogenesis of an epithelium; axon guidance. The record is from RefSeq and is a predicted model, not a curated record. Gene Ontology annotation, cellular component: sarcolemma; dystroglycan complex; dystrophin-associated glycoprotein complex. Gene Ontology annotation, molecular function: laminin binding; calcium ion binding. NCBI's taxonomy places the organism in Eukaryota, Metazoa, Chordata, Actinopteri, Salmoniformes, Salmonidae.